AUUCAGUUUCACUGAUGACUUCCUUCCUCCUACAGGUCAGAGCUGAGGGUGACCAGCUCCAGCUAGUCAACAUGGUGGACACGGAGAGCCCCAUCUGCCCCCUCUCUCCGCUCGAGGCUGAUGGCCUGGAAAGCCCGUUAUCUGAAGAAUUCCUACAAGAGAUGGGAAACAUUCAAGACAUAUCUCAGUCCAUCGGGGAGGACAGUUCUGGAAGCUUCAGUUUCACAGAAUACCAGUAUUUAGGAAGCGGUCCUGGGUCAGAUGGAUCCGUCAUCACAGACACCCUCUCUCCAGCUUCGAGUCCCUCUUCAGUUAGUUACCCUGUGGUUCCUGGCAGCGUGGAUGAGCCUCCCAGUGGCACACUGAACAUCGAGUGUAGGAUCUGUGGGGACAAGGCCUCGGGCUACCACUAUGGGGUCCACGCAUGUGAAGGCUGCAAGGGUUUCUUUCGGAGAACUAUCCGGCUAAAGCUGGUAUAUGACAAAUGUGACCGCAACUGCAAGAUCCAGAAAAAGAAUCGGAAUAAGUGCCAGUACUGUCGCUUCCACAAGUGCCUGUCCGUUGGGAUGUCACACAACGCAAUUCGUUUUGGACGAAUGCCAAGAUCUGAGAAAGCAAAAUUGAAAGCAGAAAUUCUUACCUGUGAACAUGAUGUAGAAGAUUCUGAAACUGCAGAUCUCAAGUCUCUUGCCAAGAGAAUUUACGAGGCCUACUUGAAGAACUUUCAAAUGAACAAGGUCAAAGCCCGAGUCAUCCUCGCGGGAAAGACGGGCCACAAUCCACCUUUUGUCAUCCAUGACAUGGAAACGUUGUGCAUGGCUGAAAAGACUCUUGUAGCCAAGAUGGUGGCCAAUGGCAUCCAGAACAAGGAGGCCGAGGUCCGCUUCUUCCACUGCUGCCAGUGCAUGUCGGUGGAGACCGUCACAGAGCUCACGGAGUUCGCCAAGGCCAUCCCAGGCUUUGCAAACUUGGACUUGAAUGACCAAGUCACUUUGCUCAAAUAUGGCGUUUAUGAGGCCAUAUUCACAAUGCUUUCCUCCAUGAUGAACAAAGAUGGGAUGCUGGUGGCAUAUGGCAAUGGCUUCAUAACACGGGAAUUCCUGAAAAAUCUGAGAAAACCUUUCUGUGACAUCAUGGAACCCAAGUUUGACUUCGCCAUGAAGUUCAAUGCACUGGAGCUGGACGACAGUGACAUCUCCCUUUUUGUGGCUGCUAUAAUUUGCUGUGGAGACCGUCCUGGCCUUCUCAACAUAGGACACAUUGAGAAAAUGCAGGAGGGCAUUGUGCACGUGCUCAAACUCCACCUGCAGAGCAACCAUCCGGACGACGCCUUUCUCUUCCCAAAGCUCCUUCAAAAAAUGGUGGACCUCCGGCAGCUGGUCACAGAACACGCACAGCUCGUGCAGACCAUCAAAAAGACAGAGUCGGAUGCAGCUCUGCACCCUUUGCUGCAGGAGAUCUACAGGGACAUGUACUGAUCUCUGUGAAUGCACGGCAACCACUUUUCAAGGAGAAAUGGGAGCAGCAUGGAUUUGCACAGAUUUCCAGCCUUUUAGUCUCAGACACUGGGAAGCCUGAGGGCUGGGUGACGGUAAUGCUCCUCUCCACGUCUUCCCCUUCUCCAGCAGUACAUCUAAGAAUGUGCCUAGUACUCAGGCGCUGGCGACAGGGUGAACAGUCCGCACUUGGAGAUUAAGGGGAGUGAUGGUACAGGGUCUGAUUUUCACCAGCCCAGUGUUAAUCGGUGCACAUAUCUUUAUAUCACAUUAGUAAUUUGCCAUUUGAUUAAUGAGUAACCUCAAAAUACCUGGUCUU
This is a messenger RNA of Marmota flaviventris (yellow-bellied marmot), 1815 nucleotides long. NCBI's taxonomy places the organism in Eukaryota, Metazoa, Chordata, Mammalia, Rodentia, Sciuridae. The record is from RefSeq and is a predicted model, not a curated record.